Solea senegalensis (Senegalese sole) is the source of this 4070-nucleotide messenger RNA. RefSeq names its product forkhead box protein J3-like. Gene Ontology annotation, molecular function: RNA polymerase II cis-regulatory region sequence-specific DNA binding; DNA-binding transcription factor activity, RNA polymerase II-specific. NCBI's taxonomy places the organism in Eukaryota, Metazoa, Chordata, Actinopteri, Pleuronectiformes, Soleidae. The transcript is spliced from 14 exons. Gene Ontology annotation, cellular component: nucleus. The coding region runs from base 572 to 2494 and encodes 640 amino acids. Gene Ontology annotation, biological process: regulation of transcription by RNA polymerase II. The record is from RefSeq and is a predicted model, not a curated record.
CGAGCGCAGCACACAGACCCGGGAUCUUCGUGCAGUUCAACGCAAACGCGAAUACGCGGGGUCGAGUCUGCCCGUCAUGACAGUCGGUUGACCAGAGCAGACAGACACACAGACAAUCAGUCAGCUGGACGCCUGUCAGACUGGACACACUCUGUCACUGUGCGCGCACACAGCUCCGGUGACAGCGCCUCCUGGACGCCGCUGUUGAAGCUUUUGUCUUCGAGGUGAAAUUUCAAGUGCAGGAUUGGCGUCUGGAGCUUCUGAAGGAAGAGUGCAGGAGGAGGGGAGAAAAAAAAGACUGAACCGGCUCAUGUUCAGCCACGACGCAGCAGCAGCGGCCAUCGCAGUGGCUACAUGAAGAGCUUGUGAACAUGCACGAGGGGAAGACUCUACCUUUCACUUCACUGACUUGCCCAGAUGCUUUGGCCCAAAGAAAGAUGGAAAGGAAUGGGAAGAACUUGAGCCAAGGCUGCUGCACAGCACCCAUUCAGUGAGCCAACGGGAGAUCCUGCACACGCCACGUCGCUGAGCCUCUCAACCUUCCCUUUUCACCUCUCGAUCUACAAGCGCCAUGACCUCUGAGCUGGAGAGUAGCCUGACCUCAAUGGACUGGCUCCCCCAGCUGAGCAUGAGGGCGGCCAUCCAGAAGGCAGACACAGGACACCACCACAGCUACCACCAUGGACACCACCACCACGGUCACCAUCAUGGCCAAGGGCUGGGCAAGAAAAUUGUUCAUCUGGAUCCGGGAACAACGCUAGAUCAGGAGGAGGCCGCACAGCACAGAGACGGUAAACCGCCAUACAGCUACGCCAGUCUCAUCACCUUUGCCAUCAAUGGCUCACCACGCAAACGGAUGACCCUAAGUGAGAUCUACCAGUGGAUCUGUGACAAUUUCCCCUACUACCGGGAGGCGGGCAGCGGGUGGAAGAAUUCUAUACGACACAACCUGUCCUUGAACAAGUGCUUUCUCAAAGUGCCUCGCUCCAAAGACGACCCUGGGAAAGGUUCCUACUGGGCCAUAGAUACUAAUCCUAAAGAAGACACAGUCCCCAGCAGGCCAAAGAAGAGACCGCGGUCUGGAGAAAGGCCUUCUCCUCUCCAGGGAACACAGGCAGGCGUGGAGCAGCAAAGUGCACAAUCACAGUUGCUCGUUGGAGAAAGAAUUGAGGCAUCUACUCCGUACAGCCUCGAGUCAGAGUCUCUGAGAAUGGACUGCAUCAUGUCAGGAGGGGCGUCUCCCACUCUGGCCAUCAACGCUGUAACCAACAAGGUAGCUCUGUACAACCCUGAGGUGGAGGGCAGUGAGAGUCCAGGGAGUCUGGGCGGCAGCCUGAGCAACAGUCUUUCAGAGCAGAGUUUGGCGUCUGUCAACCUCAACAACCUGAACACAGCCGUCAGCAGUGGCAGCAGCGUCCACAGCUACACACCAGUGAGUAACCACUCAGAACCUUCGUCCCAGUCCAUGAGCCAGCAGCCCACACAGCUUGCGCCGCCUCCCCAACAGCCCCAGUAUGGUUUGCCCGUCCCAGAGUCACGGGACAAGCAGCUCUGUUUCUCAGACUUCGAGGACCUCAGCGCUUCUUUCCGCAGUCUUUACAAGUGCGUCUUUGAGCAGUCUUUCUCGCAGCAAGCAGGGUUGAUGGGUAUCCCUGGUGACUCCAGUCAGCAGGCCCGGACCGCCUGCUCUUACCAGCACUCACCUAGUGCUGGAAGCAGCGGCGGGCUUCACCAUCAACACAACCACAGCCCAGCAUCACACCGCCCCCACCACACUCAGCAGCACCUCUCCCCUCACUCCACCCACGGCCAGCACCAAGCACACGGUCAGCACCGACAGCAACACUCUGCACAUUCCCAGCAGCACCUGUCUCUCUCUCACCAGACUCACACUGGACAGAACUGUCCCACAACAGGCAUUUCAUCUGACUGGUACCCUAACCUGGACUGGCUGAGGGAGAGCUGCCGCAUUGCUACUAGCUACAACUGGGCUGACGUGGACCUCUCUCCGUUUCAAGGUCUAAAGGAGAGCAUGCGGCAGGCUGAGCUCAACAACUGGUCACUGGACGCCGCCCAGAUGGCCGACCUCUGUUCCUCCAUUAACCAGUUCUUCACAGCCACAGGGGUCAUCCCCCCUCAGGGCGGCCCCCACCCACAAGCUCAGGUCCAACACCCAACGGCACCAGGGGCACCGCAGCACCCAGCUCAGCCGCACGGGGCCAUGCACCCUAAGGCAACCCAACACAACCAGCAUGGCCCACUUAUCAGCACGGGAAACAUGUACAUGGACUCAAGACAGAGCAUUUCCUCACUGAUGGGACCACCAGGAUAUCCCCACAUGCCUCCUAUGAGCAACACAGCUCCAACCAUGACAGGUCAUCACAGCCAGCUGAGCCAGCAACAACACACGCUUCCCCCAGGACACUUUCAGGUGAGACGCAUGCUCACAGCAGAUGACAUCCAGGACGACUUUGACUGGGACUCUAUUGUCUAAAUGGAGCCGUCGGUUGAACAGAGAGAUGAAAAGAGACACAGAGUCCUGCGAUGACAGGUAAGGUUAAGAAUUGGACCAACCUGCUCCUUUCACCAGUGUGAAAAUGGAAGACAAUCCAACAGAAAACAAAAGGGAAGUUUUUAUUUCUUGCUGGCCAUUUCUUUCUUGUUCCAGUGGUCGAUGACUCUAAAGACAAUCAUAAAAAAAAAAAUUUAAAAAAAAAUGAGACGUGAAUGGGACUGGACCAAUCCAAGUUGUAAACAAAGGAGCAGAUUCUUCUCUGAUUUGUCUCAUGUCGUGUCUCCCACAGCGCCAACAGGGUUACAAGUUGCCAAAGUGUUGCUGAAUCGUUUAGUCUGUGAAUUAUUUACAUUUUGUUAUUUGAUAUUUUGUGUAUCCUGCUGCAACUUGUGGUCGUAAAGAAAAUUCCACGACCUGCGCAUACGUAUGGAAAACCCUUGUCCUUCAUUGAAAGCUGAAAAUGUUUUAAACUAAUUUACAUUCAGCAGGUUAAAAUGAGCACAUCAGUUGGUUCUUGUGACAUUUAUUUGUCCACCUAUUUGGGCUUCAUUGUUGUUCUUCAGCUUCUGGUGAACACAAACUGUUUUUGCUUCCUCUACUUAAAAAAAAAAAGUUCUAUGCACCACAAUCAGUUUUUUCUCUAUCUUUGCUCUGUCACAACGGACAUUAAUCCUUUAUCCUUUACAACUUUUUUACAGUUUACUUUUAAAUGUCUCUUUGUGUGUGUGUGGAACUGUUCAUGGUGCCAUGUUCUCAGGGUGUUGCAUCUUGACAUCUUGAUUCUGCCAUUUACAUCUCUAUAUGUGAUGUGUGUUGUGCGAUGCUCUCAGCGAUCACUUCCUGUUGGCAAACAGCGAGCAUCCCAAUGAAAAGUGUUCAGCUCAUAAGCUAAACAAUGUGAAAUACUGUGGGUUUUUUUUUUUUUUAUGAGUAAUUCAAACAACAACCACUAACUGAAGUAAGGACGCGUCGCUGGCUGACUCUGUCAACAGUUGUGCAUCAUGUUCUGAGACGUUUCAUUUGUGGGGAAGUGCAUAUCACUUACAAGCAGGCAGAGAAGACUGCCUGUGAUUUCACAAGGCCUCAUUUUGGAGAAGACGAGCAGGUUUUUUUGCACAGGGAGAAAAAGAGAAAGGAAAUGGUUCAACAUUUAAUUUCUUUGUCUCAAAAGACAUUUAGCAAAAGAGCAACGACUAAGCAAAUGUUUAAAGUGUUCAACUUUAAUUUUUGUUUUGUUUUUUUUACCGUGAUGUUUAAUUUUGUCUGUGUGUACAAGUGUGUAUAGUCCUCUCUGAUUUGCUUUAGCCUACAGCUUCAUAUGGCUCAAAAAAUACACAUAAGAAACAAAUACUUUGUUUGUAUUAUGUAGGUAAACAGUGAGAUGACCUUAAAGUGCUCUUUGGUUUGGAAGCACUCGGUAAUUGUUUGGAUCGUCAAAUUAAGGUCUCACUAUAGAAAAAAAAAAAGGAAAAAUAGUCUUUAUUGUUGCCAUUAAAUGCUGUAUCACAUUGACCAGCAUAUAUAUGUAUAUAUACAGUAUAUAUACAUAUAUAUG